Triticum aestivum (bread wheat) is the source of this 3705-nucleotide messenger RNA. RefSeq lists its product as uncharacterized. The transcript is spliced from 4 exons. Bases 1 to 3705 code for a protein of 1234 amino acids. The record is from RefSeq and is a predicted model, not a curated record. NCBI's taxonomy places the organism in Eukaryota, Viridiplantae, Streptophyta, Magnoliopsida, Poales, Poaceae.
AUGGGGCGAGCUAAGGGUAUCGAUGAAGCAGAUUUGCAAGAGGUGCUGAGCCUUCGGGAUGAUUUUGGAGGUUUACAGCAAGAGAGCACACAGCUGCGUGCGGAGAUGACCAAGUUGCAGGAGGAAAUGCAGUCGAUGAGUGGCAAACAAGGGGAAAUCUCAAAGCAUGUGGGUAAUGUAGAGCAAGUAGUUUUGGACCUCAGCAAGCAACUGUCGGCGAUGAGUUCUGUCUUGCAGACAUUGGUGAAAACCACAGCAUCCCACACGCAACACGAGAGAUCAUCUAGCUCUAAUCAUGUCCCAAAAUCCCCAACAUUACAGCAGGAAGAGAUCCAGAAUCAGGUGGACAGAACAGAGCAACUCAGGAAACAAUUGGAGCUGGAGAAAGAGAAAUCCAAACAAAUAGAAGAACAACUGCAUAAUUUACCUCCUAUAAGAACAACCCGAGUUCAGGCACCCCCAGGUUAUGCACAUCCUAUCAGAUCUGAGACAAUACCAAAUGUUGGAACUCCCAUGACUGCUAGAGAUCAGAUGCAUACACCUGCUUUCAAUCAGUACUAUCAGAACAACAGAGAUAGGCAACUAUGGCAAGGCUACCGCAGAAGCUAUGAACAAGAUAUGCAGGCACAAUUCAUGAAGUCAGUAACAAAAGGUCCCAAGCUAGAUUUUCCAAGAUUUUCAGGUGAAGAUCCGGUGGGCUGGUUGAGACAGUGCAACAAGUACUUUCAAAUGUCAGGAGCUCCUGAGGAGUACAAGAUAUCCCUGGCCCAAAUGUAUGUCAUAGGGGAUGCAGAUGUGUGGUUGAGAAGGUCUGGGUUACUGAAAAAGCAGUUGACAUGGAAGCAAUUUGGGGCUGAGGUGGUUAAACGGUUCUCGGACAAGGGUUCAUAUGAUCUAACUGAGAAAUUCAAUUCAGUUAAACAGUUGCAGAGUACAGUUUCUGAAUACACCAAAAUGUUUGAGGAUUUAAUGGCUGAUGUUCAAGAGGAAAAUCCUGAGCUGGGGGAACUUUGGUUUGUGAGAUGCUAUGUGAAUGGCUUAAGGGAUGGGAUCAAGUAUCAGUCGAGGCCACUUCGUCCUCAAACUCUUACAGAUGCUUAUUGCUUAGCUAAGGAUAUAGAGCCUUGUCACCCUCCUGUGUCCACAGCACCUAAGAAAACAGGGGCAUCCUAUACCAAUUUUUAUCAGAAAAAUAAUUGGUCUGCUCCAGGGAAGCAAAGCACUCCUGUCUUACCAACACAACUGCCAGUAAGGCAAGCAGAGAUACCUGUUAACAAUUCCCAGAAGAUAAGAAAAGUGGGAGAAUGCUGGAGAUGUGGGGACAAAUGGAUGCAUGGCCACAGAUGCAAAUUAAUUCCUAAUGUGCAUUUGUUGCAACAAGAGAGUGAGGACCAACAACAGGAAGAGGUGGAAGAUGCAAUACCACAAGAACAAAUUGAAGCAGUAGAACAAGAAGAACAAGUUAUGUUUGUUUCAGCUCAUGCUAUGGGGCAAAGAUUGGCAGUGCCCACCCCAACAAUUGUGAUACAUAUGAAUGGAAAGAGAGCAGUUGCUCUGCUGGACUCAGGCAGUACAACUUCUUUCAUUAAUGCACAGUUUGCAGCUAAACUCAAUUGCAACAUGAUUCCAGUAAAACCUAAAGCUAUUGAGGUAGCUGGAGGAGGAAAAUUAAUGUCUACUGCUGUCAUACCCUAUUGUGAGUUUCAGAUAGCAAAAAUCAAGUUGUCUCACAAUUUCAGAACAUUAGACCUGCCCAGUCAUGAUGUUAUCUUGGGAUAUGACUGGUUUACUGAAGUCAGUCCAGUUUCCUUUGAUAUUCCCAAACAAAACUUCAGUUUUACACAACAGGGCCAGCAGACUGUGACCACGGCCAUUUACACAAAUUCUGAAACAACCAAGGAAGUACCAGUGGAGAGAGUGCAGAAGCAAAUGGAAAAAGGAGCAGAGAUCUUCCUUCUGCAAGUGCACAAUGUCUUGAUGGAAGCACCUGAGGGGACUAAAACACCUCCUCAAAUACAGAAGUUAGUAAUGGAGUAUGCAGAUUUAUUUGAGGAACCUACUACACUUCCUCCUCACAGAGCUUUAGACCACAAAAUUCCAUUGGUACCUGGUGCUAACCCUCCCCAUAUGAGACCUUAUAGAGUGCCCCAACAUCAAAAGAAGGAAAUGGAGGAGCAGAUCAAGAAGCUGCUAGCAGCACACCUGAUUAGGCACAGUCAGAGCCCAUAUGCUGCACCAGUACUGUUGGUCAAAAAGAAGGAUAGCUCCAUGAGAUUGUGUACUGACUUUAGGAAGUUGAACUCCUUGACAAUUAAAAACAAAUUUCCUAUUCUGGUAAUUGAGGAUUUGUUGGAUGAGCUACAUGGAGCUAAAUACUUCUCUAAAUUGGACUUGAGAUCUGGAUAUCACCAAAUCAGGAUGCAUCUAGAAGAUAUACACAAAACAGCUUUCAGAACCUUUUUAGGCCACUUUGAGUAUUUAGUGAUGCCUUUUGGGUUGUCUAAUGCACCUGGCACCUUCCAGGAACUGAUGAACACUAUCUUUGGGCCUUAUCUGAGAAAAUUUGUGUUAGUUUUCUUCGAUGACAUUCUCAUUUACAGCAGAAACCUCAAGGAACACUUGGAGCACAUUAAAAUAGUAAUGGAGGUGUUGAGAGAAAACAAGCUUUUUGCAAAGCUCUCCAAGUGUGUGUUUGCAGUGCAACAAGUGGAAUAUUUGGGGCAUGUCAUUUCAGAAAAAGGAGUUGCAAUUGACCCUAAAAAGAUUGCUGCUAUUGCUGAAUGGUCCACCUCUGACACAGUUACUAAAGGGCAAUUCCAGUGGACACAGGUGCAUGAUCAAGCUUUUGCUCAACUGAAACAAGCACUCACUACAGCACCUGUGUUGGCACUCCCCUUCAUUUUAUCUGUGGCACAAGCUUUUGUGGACAAUAUUGUCAGGCUGCAUGGCCCUCCAAAACUGAUUAUAUCUGACAGAGACAGGAUCUUUACAAGUAAAUUAUGGAAGGAUAUCUUUACUGCUUUAAAAGUGGAGCUAAGAUCACUAAAAAUGUCUCCCUUUCAAGCCUUGUAUGGAUUUCCUCCACCCUUAAUAUCAGAACUUGCAAUUCCUGGUCCUGAGAAUGAGGAAGCACAUGAUUUUCUCUCCUGCAAACAGAAGAUGCUGGAACAUUUGAAGGAGAACUUAUGCAAAGCUCAACAAAGAAUGAAGAGAUAUGCAGAUCUUAAGAGAGUGGAAAGAACCUUAUCAGUGGGAGAUAUGGUAUACUUGAAAAUGGCUCCAUAUCGAUUGGCUGCAUUUGGAUUUCGAGGUGUUUUAAAACUCCAGAAUAAGUAUUAUGGCCCUUUUAUGAUCAUCCAAAAGGUGGGAAACUCGGCAUAUAAGCUCCAAUUUCCCCAGGGAGUGCAGAUACAUCCAGUUUUCCAUGUCAGCCAGCUCAAGAAACACAUCGGCAGCAAGACAAUUCCCAGUCCCAUGCUGCCCAUGGUUAAUGCAGACGGCACCAUCAAAACUGGUCCGGCAGCAGUGCUGCAAGUCAGACAAAUACCACGCAACAACUUGCCUGUGGUGCAAUGGUUGAUUCACUGGAAAAACCUCUCAGAAGAGGAGGCCACCUGGGAAGAUGCCGAUUUUAUCAAAUACUCAUUCCCAGAGUUCUUCAGAACAACUACUCAGGCAUGGAGGGAGGCAGCAACAACGACGUGA